This is a messenger RNA of Tigriopus californicus, 2355 nucleotides long. RefSeq names its product mucin-2-like. Lineage: Eukaryota; Metazoa; Arthropoda; Copepoda; Harpacticoida; Harpacticidae. Gene Ontology annotation, biological process: extracellular matrix organization; cell adhesion. Gene Ontology annotation, cellular component: extracellular matrix. The record is from RefSeq and is a predicted model, not a curated record. Gene Ontology annotation, molecular function: cell adhesion molecule binding.
GAGUGGGCAAAGCCAGGGGUUUGGGUUGGGGCCUUGUGCGUGUUCUUCUUCUUCUUCGUCGUCGUCUUCUUAUCCAACUCCUCCACCUUUUCCUUCUCUUUCUUCUUUCUGUCUCUCUUUACACGGGCAAAGAGUGUCACCAAGACAUCAUAUCAAAUGCAAGUUUAGCAACUGGUGCUGCAAUCUGCCUCGACUAUGUACCCCUCGCAAUGUUCGGGUGAAAUAGUUCGAUUGUGCUGUCUCCUCUUCGCUCUCUUGCUGCUCUCAAGCCCUUUGGAGUCUGCUUCUAUCCGAGGUUCGAGGUCUCAGUCAAAGAGAGUCUCUUUGAGGAGACGCCAGACCAACAGCGGACAGUCGAAAGAGCCUCAGGACGAUGUCCCAUUGGCAUCCGGGUCAUUAUCUGCCAUACCCGUUAUCCCCCUUCCACUGGGGGAUGGAGAAAUCCUGGGACCUGACUUCUAUAGGAAGUAUUUCCCCAAGGAUACCCUGAAUGGUGCCUCAAACUUGAGGCCCAUUCAAGUAAGGGUCGUUGAACAUGAGGACUUCAUUGACUACGAACUGGAUUUCGUCGAGGACGGAGAAGACGAGAAAGAGCGAUCUGGAUCAUCUGGGUCAGACUUUGAGGUCAACCUCGACGUAGACUCGCGUACCAUUCGACCUCCAACAACGAUCUCUUUCACCCCCGAUGGAUCCGUGGUCACCUUUGCCAACUUGUUGGAACGAGCUCGAGAGCGUCAGCGUCAAGCUGCACCUUCAACCACACCCACACCUGAAAUCAAUACCACGCCUUUGACACCGGUUCCCACGAGAAGGGCUCCCGUGUUUUCUCGGUGGGCGACCCGGAAGUUCUCGAAUGAGAUUUAUCAACGUCGAGUCUCAAGGCCCACAGUAAGGCCCAAACCAGUUCGGCUUUUACCCACGCAACCCUUUAUUCCAAGGAGGAGGGUUCCCAUAACUAUUCAGCGGCAAGCUCAAUAUUGGGAACAAUCAACAACCAUCUCUCCAUUCACAUCCUCCUUGGAGGCAACUUCGAUUGCAUCAACACUAACGACGCCUACGACCACCACUCCUACUACAUGGACAACCACCACCACUACAACAACGGCACCACCCACCACCACAACAACAACAACAACUACUACUACUACCACCACCACCACGACAACAACAACAACAACCACAACCACCACAACAACAACUACCACCACCACCACGAAAACAACAACGACCACCGCCACUACUACAACGACGAAGUCAUCGUCAACAACAACAACAACAACAACAACAACAACUACUACUACUACUACUACUACUACUACUACAACUACUACAAUAACAACAACUACUACUAAACCACCACAGCCAACAACAACCGCAUCAACAGCAACAAUGCCGCCUAUUACAACUUCAAUUGGAAUUGAUAAUCUCCCAACCCAGUGGCCCCCGUUGGUAACGACUCAAAAUCCCAGACUGGUUUACACCAAUGUUAAUACAGCAUCAGCCAUGGUCGUCACAAGGAAUGUGACUUCGACGCGUGUAGUGACAGCAGAGAGCGGAAAUGGGGUGACCCCGCAAAUUUUGCAGCCCAUAGCGUUGCCACUCGUUUCUGAGAUUACAACCCCCGAACCCUUGGGGAAGAGCCUUUUCUCAAUUAACAUUCCCGGUGCUCCCAAGGAGCCAGCCGAAGACUUCGAGGCCACCACCGAGAUCAACACAGACAUCGACGAUACCACUUUAUUCCAAGGAAUGUAUCUGAAUCAAAACCGUGUACCUCGAAUCAUUGAUAAUCCGGCUGAGUGGAGCCCGGAGAAAAUUGCUGAAGUGCAAGCUGGGCAAUAUCAUGAAGUGCACCCGGGGCAAUAUCACGAAUACCAACCUGGGCAGUACAACGAAGUGAAUCCCGGCCAAUACCAUGAGGUUCAUCCCGGCCAAUAUCACGAGGUCACACCUGGUCAAUAUCAUGAGGUUCAUCCCGGUCAGUAUUCGGGCGAAGACCUGAAAGUGGAAGUGGAAGUGGAAAGAAACGGAGACACUCGAACCUAUAACGUUCAAUCUAAAGUUGACGAGUUUAUUAUUGGUGAAUACGGAACAAUCAGUGGGGGACAGACCUUGCAAGGGGUUCGCUACACGGCAGUGGACGACAGUUCUAUUGACCCGCAACUUAUUCAUGACACACUGGUCAAUUUUUUCAAGUUCUCUUGAAGUGCUUCUGCUCAUAAACGAACAACGAUAAUUGUCAUGACUCCAUUGUCUCUACGUUCUUCUCGCUUAUUUAUUGUUGACGCUAAAAGCAGCUAUGGUGAUACUCGAAUGCCUAACUCCGAGAAUAAAAAUAAUUUUGUUUGUCUGAGGGAA